Oncorhynchus gorbuscha (pink salmon) is the source of this 2918-nucleotide messenger RNA. Its product is annotated as actin filament-associated protein 1-like 1. NCBI's taxonomy places the organism in Eukaryota, Metazoa, Chordata, Actinopteri, Salmoniformes, Salmonidae. The record is from RefSeq and is a predicted model, not a curated record. The transcript has 18 exons. Gene Ontology annotation, molecular function: SH3 domain binding. Gene Ontology annotation, cellular component: cytosol. The coding region runs from base 113 to 2416 and encodes 767 amino acids.
UGAAGUCCCUUGGGGUUCAACAGUAGUCAGACUCACCUCACAACUACAGAAGAAGAUUUUUUUACAUUCACCUUUUAUCCAGAUUCAUGAAAAAUAAGAAUGUAUUGGAAUAAUGGUGGGACUCUCUUCUUCAUCUGCUAAUGCGAUGGAUGUCCUGGUGACGGAGCUCAACGUCCUGCUGAAGCUGCUGGACAACGAGACUCUGAGCUUUCCUACUGAGGAGAAGAAGACCUCUGUUAGGAACCUGCUGAAACAGCUACAGCCCACAGCAUGUUUUGUCUCAGUGACAGGACCAGACUACUUGUCCAUGAACACGUCAGUCUACAGACACGGCACCAGCUUUGUGGAAUCACUCUUCCAGACCUUUGACUGUGACCUGGGGGAGCUGAAAGACAUGACAGAGGACAGGAAAGAGAAGCAGGACACACACACAGAGACACACACUGACACACACACUGACACAAUACCCUCAAAACAGAGCAGUCCAGACUCCUCCUCCCCCCGCUCCUCAGAGACCCCUCCGCCCCUGCCCACCACCCCCCCUCCUGAGGCUUACUAUGAAGAGGCAGUACCUCUCAGCCCUGGCAAGCAGCCAGAGUACAUCACCACACGUGGGAGCUCCAGCCCUCCUAUCUCCAUAGAGGAUGGUUACUAUGAGGAUGCAGACAACAACUCUCCUUCUACCUGCAUCAACGGACGACAACGCAAAAACUCCUACAAUGACUCUGAUGCUCUGAGUAGUUCCUAUGAGUCAUAUGAGGAGGAUGAAGAUGAAAGGGGAGCAGGACCAGGGUCCAGGCUGACCCACCACUGGCCUAGUGAUGAGAGCUCCAUGCUCCCUGUCAGAGACUGUAGGAUAUGUGCCUUCCUGCUGCGAAAGAAACGCUUUGGACAGUGGGCCAAGCAACUGACUGUCAUACGGGACAACAGGCUACAGUGCUAUAAGAGCUCUAAGGACGUGUCCCCGUAUGUUGACCUGCCCCUGACCCUUUGCACUGUUGUCUACGCCCCUAAAGAGGGACGCAGGAAGAGACAUGAGCUGAGGUUCUCUCCACCCAGUGGAGAGGCUCUGGUCCUGGCUGUGCAGAGCCGGGAGCAGGCACACAGGUGGCUCAGGGUGGUCCGUAAAGUGAGUCAGGGAAAAGGACCAGAAGAGUCCACUUCUCCCAUGAUGCCCAGAAAGACUGAGCUGGACAAGAGGCUGUCUGUUGAGAAAACUAUGUCAGACAGUGUUGAAGUGGCUACAGGAGAGAAUAACAGGGACAACCGAGAGAAUGGUAAGGUGAAGCGGGGGGCUCUAGCAGCAGGUCGUAAGAUAACACGUAUCAUCAGUUUCUCCAAGAAAAAGCACCUCCUACCUGGCGACGCACACCCCCCCUCCUUAGACACAGACCCUCGACGAGGAUACCUGUCUGUGUUGGUGAGCCAGGUAUGGAGGGACCAGUGGUGUUGUGUGUAUGGGGGUUCUCUCCACUUCCACCCUGACAGAGGAGACCCCCGGCCCUCCCUGGCCCCUCUACCCCUCCAUGGGUGUGAGGUGUUUCCAGGACUGGGACCCAAACACCCCUUCGCCCUCAGGAUACUGAAGGGGGGCACAGACGUGGCUGCAUUGGAGGCUUGUAGUUCUGAUGAUUUGGGGCGAUGGCUGGGUGUUCUGCUGGUAGAGACAGGUACAGCCUCAGAUCCAGAGUCACUACACUACGACUAUGUAGACGUGGAAACCAUCGCUAACAUCAGAGAUGCCGCGAGACACUCUUUCCUGUGGGCCACAUCUUCUAGUAGCACUUCUACUGACUCCAGGACGUACGACGAGGUUCCCUAUGAGGGAGAGCAGCCUGGCGAGGAUGGGGGAUCGAAGCAGAGGUCCAGUUUCACCAGUAGUGACUCCGAUAGGACCAAACCUGGUCUGGCCCUGAAACGCACGGGCUCCAACACCAAUCAGUAUGGCCUCUAUGGAAAAACACGAGCAGAGGAGGACGCUAAACUAUUCCUGAGAGAGAAAGAACACCUGGAGAGAGAGAGGGAUGGGAUACGGACCACUCUGCUGACACUGAGACAAGAGAGGAGAGAGGUGAAGGAGAGAUUUAAGACUGCUACAGAGGAGCAGAAGGGCUCCUUGAGUGAGCGUGUGUCCCAGCUAGAGGAGACGUGCCGGGGGAAGGAGAGUGAGAGGGUGGACCUGGAGCUCCGGCUCACCCAGGUUAAAGACAACCUGAAGAAGAGCCUAGCAGGAGGGGCUCUGGGGGCACCUGGGGAGAGCAAACCCUCCAGCAAGGUGUAUAGCAGGCCCUACUAUUCUGAGUCUAUACCUGUCAGCUGUGUCUCUGCGGUCCGUGUGAAACAUCCUGUCUACUCAACAUCUAAAAGAACAGUCAUGCAGAAAGCCAAGGAAUGGGAGUCAAAGAAAUGCACCUAAGGCAUAACGAUGUUAAGGAAAGAUUGGAUAUGAUUGGAGGAAUAUCAGAGAGAGGAUGUGUCUUUCAGAUUGUUGUAGAGAUUUGGACGAAAUGGAAUAUUUGAGCCAGUGUACAGAAAGGAUAUUAAAUUAUACCUUAAUAAAUGACAAAGGGACAACGAGAGAUUUAAGGUGAGAAUGUUGCAUAGAACUGGAAUGGAAGACAAUGGAGAUGGAAGAAAAACACAGUGAUUUACUGUAUGUGAUGUGCUUUAAAGGGAUGCUUCCAGAUUUUGUAAAUUAAGACUUUUCCUAGCUCCAUGUCACUGGAACUUCUUCUGUAGACUUCCAGUCAGUGCAUUUAAGCCGCAAAAAUGGCUCCAGAACCGCCCUUCAAACUUUCUUCAAACUACACACAGAGACAUACAAUUGGUAUCCAUGAGUUCAUCUGACUCUGGGUAAGUAGAAAAAAGGGCUUAAUUGCCAAAAUCUAAAACUAUCCCUUUAACAUUGUUUUCUCCCU